Molecule: messenger RNA, 469 nt
Organism: Paramecium octaurelia
Lineage: Eukaryota; Ciliophora; Oligohymenophorea; Peniculida; Parameciidae
Source: the annotation of a GenBank genome assembly
AUGAAUAAGUUUUUGUUGCUCUCUUUGAUAAUUUCAAUUUCUUUGGCUUCUCUGGAUGAUUAAGAUCUCAUUUAGAAAUAUUCCAUUAAAAUCCAUGAGAGAGGCAACAGACAAAGUUACCCAGAGAAAGGAGAUUAAGUGAAAGUACAUUAUACAGUAAAAUAAUAUAAAUACACAAGGGUAAAUUACUUGAUGGCACUAAAUUCGAUAGCAGUAAGGACAGAAACUAACCAUUUGAAUUCAGAGUGGGAAUUGGACAAGUCAUUAAAUGUUGGGAUGAUGUAGUAUUAAAUUUAACACUUGGCGAUAAAGUCACCGUUAUUUGUCCAUCUGCCACAGCAUAUGGAAGUAGAGGAGCAGGAAGAGUUAUUCCACCAAACUCAGAUUUAUAAUUUGACAUUGAAAUGCUUGGAUUUAGAGAUUAAGAAUUAUGAAUAAAUAAUUUACAUAAAAAGUAUAUAAAUUGUAU